Bubalus bubalis (water buffalo) is the source of this 6078-nucleotide messenger RNA. RefSeq names its product ADAM metallopeptidase domain 20 (gene ADAM20). Gene Ontology annotation, molecular function: metalloendopeptidase activity. The transcript has 2 exons. The coding region runs from base 3506 to 5731 and encodes 741 amino acids. Lineage: Eukaryota; Metazoa; Chordata; Mammalia; Artiodactyla; Bovidae. Gene Ontology annotation, cellular component: plasma membrane; sperm head plasma membrane; external side of plasma membrane. Gene Ontology annotation, biological process: proteolysis; male gonad development. The record is from RefSeq and is a predicted model, not a curated record.
CAGACACUGGUUUUGGGGGUAGAUGCUCAAGGAUUUCCAGGGGGACUCCUGAGGCUCGAUCCCGCCUUUGCGUAUGUCGAUCCUCCUUCCUCAUGACCUUUGCCAUGGGCAGAGUACCUCAUGCUGGCCCCCAACAUCUUUAUCUCUGUAAUGACUUCAUAGUUUCUGCUAUUAAUAUGGUUUGUUUCCUUUCUUUUGUCAAUAUAAAUUAGUAAACUAUUGUCAUUAUUUUGAGUAGAAGUUCUUUCCUCUCAAUUCAGAGGAAAGAACCUUUUCCUCUGCAGCAUAUUGAAUUAGAUUCUGGUUUGCAUUUAGAGCCAUUAAAGGGCAGUAGGAGUAUGUCUUGAGGAUACUAGACAUGCCCUGGUGGGAUAACUUCCCCAGCUGAGAUAAUCACAGGGUCUCUAGCUAAAGGUGGCUAGGCUUCUCAGACAAGAGGAGUCUAGGCACCUUCCCUGGUAGAGGAACGUCAGGUGUCUUGGGAGGAUCUAGAUACUCAGAACCAAUCCAGUCCACCUGGAACUCCCAUUAUCAAGGUCAAAGUUUUUUGGUUUUUUUGUUUUUUGUCUCAAUCAGAUUUCCCGCUACAGUCUUGGCAAAUCUCGGUAUUCAACUUACGCUGUGAUUCUGAAACUCCACAGUUAAAUUCUGGUUUUCUUUGAAGUUCGCUCUGUGGCUAAAGGAGAGAUUUUUUUUUUUAAGUCUCCUAUUAUCAGCAAUCUGAGCUGAGACCUUAGAGCCUUGAGCCUCAUUGUGCGAAGUGUCCGUUAGAAUUUAGUACACCCAUUCCACCCUCAGUCUUUGAGAUAUUUCUAGGCAACAUCACAGCCUUCCCUUGGUCCCCCACACAUUUGCUUCAAUAGGGCACUUCAUCACAAUCAACAGUGAGGAGAAAUUUAACUUAAUUGUGAUGUUAUUAUGAGCCCAUCCCCCAUUCAACAGGAGUUCAGCAGUGUGUUAAGGCCAUGGACAUACCUAAGCGAAUCCCAGAGACCCAUUUAUCUGUCUCUCUUGGCAGCACUCUUGGUACCAAGUGCUGUAUGUAUCUGUCAAGAUCUAGUCCAGAAAAGAAAAAUCCACCAAGAGUAAUUACUAUAAACAUUCUUGGAAAGGUAUUAGAGAGCCAAAAAGGUAAAAAGGGAACAUGGAGGUACAGAGAAGUAUGAAUUACCACAGAGAGUUGCACCCCUGAGAUUGUGGGAACGAAGGGAAGAGAUGGGGGUUUUCAUAACCUAGAAGCUCUCACAGUGGCCUCAUAGGUCUGGACCUGGACAAUAGAAGAUAGAGCACUACCAGCCCAGGUGAUGCUGGUAGUUUAGGAACUCAGAAAAGUAGUGUAGAGUUGAUAGCUGUACUUCCUAUUAGGUAAGAUUGAGCUGGUACUGGUUCCUUAGGGACUUGGAAGAAGGUCCGCCAGGACUCUGACACAGAUCUCAGAGACAGAGGGUUACUCCUCUCAUGGAGCAUAUCAAACCCAUAUCAGGGAGCUUUGUGGUAUAGCCUGAAACAUCUGAGAAAGAGGUACUGGCUGGCUGGUAUGGGUUGCCCACAGUACUGGAAGAUGGCUCUGUACAUCUGGUUCUGAGCCCUCUGGCAGGGGGCAUUGACACUAGGUGCCUUUGGUAGGAUUGAUGGAGCUGGUUCUAGAAUGUGGUAACUGACUCUCAGCACCAGAGCAAGAGACCAUUCUGGGCGUAGGGGGAAGGUCACUGACAGUAAAAGCAAUCAAACAGGAAGAGCCCCUUGUCCUUCCCUUUUGCUUUUUAUUCUCCCUCUCAGGCUUUUCUUGACAGCACUUUUCAGGAAUCCAGCUAGAAAUGGGGAAAUAUAAUGUGCCAGUUCCCAUCUCUAGCUCCAUAGACAAAGUAUAAACUUUAGCAUUAGGACUCAGAGAAUAGUUGAUAAUCAGUAUAAGCUAUGUCAGCAGAGUUCUGCUAAUAGUUCUGUGGUGCCAGGUGAUAUAUAGGAGGUGAUAAAUGAUUUGUGUGAUGCUGUCUCAUAUUUUCUGUUGUUUUAUUUAGUUGUGGCUCACUACAUUCUUCUCAUGACCCUGAAUGGUUUGUGACCUAAGUGUAAGAAACCCUGAAUUAGCUGUGACUAAAAGUGAGUGGAGACAAGGUAAGAUAGAGGUUUUGAGGAGUUGAAGUAGCUGCUGGGAUGGAAGAAAGAGUUAAUUACUGAUGCCAAGGAAGAUUCUGACACUACUUGAAAUGCAGGUAAUGAUGGAGAGGAAGGGCUUUGGAGUGGCAGCAGUUCAACGUAUGUAAUGGUGCAAUAGUGACGAAGACGGGCAUGACUUAAAGACCCUUGACAAUGAGAUUUUCUCUUGUUACCACAUCCUAUUUCUGAUGAAAUAACAUAAUAUAAGUUAUUUUCCUCUUUAUAAUGAUUUGUUUCUAAUAGUCCUCUUUCACCUCACACAUUUCCAUCUUAAUAUCCCCAGAUCUGUAGCAGAUACCAAGGAUAUCAUGAAGGGAGACAUGGAAAGGAAAUCUGGUCAUUAGGAUUUGACCUAUAUCAGAGAUGCUUUCCCUUAGAAGUUUCAUCUAGUAUCCUUGGCUUCCAGGAGCUAUCCAUUAGUUCUGGCAAAGUAGCUAGGACUGCCCAGGUGUUCUUGACAUUGUACUGCUGAGAGUAUUUUUAUGCUCUCUACUGUCAGCCCCAUUUGUGUCCGUGUUUAGAAUAUUCAGCCACCAACCAGUGUAUGUUCUGAUGUGUCUCCAAUUUUUUGAAAUCUGUUGUUUUCAAAUGUUAAGGAAAUUAUUGAUACUUUUAACUGAAAGUCAGCAAAUGAAGAAAAUUAGCUUUUACUUGAGUUAAAAUUUGUGUUUUCAACAGGUAUGAAGUAAGUCCAUUCAAAUUGUGAUCUCUGAAUCUUUUAGUGAACUCACUCUAGAUUUAAAUUCUUCGGUCUAAGGUUCUCUAGAGAAUUCAGCUAACUCACCAUGCAUGUAAAAUAUAGAAUGGAAUAUAUCUAAACACAGCCAAGGUGAGUCUCUUACGAUUGAGAACAUGAUGCAGGUGGGCUAGGUGCAGAGAAGGCUGCUGCUUCCAUGCCCUGAUUAGAGGCAGCUGGGUUGUUGACGUGUCCCCAGAUAACAGCCUCAUUCCUAUUGCUCUGUCAACGUAGCUGCCUUCCUUGGAAGGUCCAGGGGUUUUCUGCAGAUGAAAGUGUGUUACAAAUUACAUGUUUGUCUGGAUUGGGCUCCCAAAACUAAUGAGUCCCUUAAGUGAGACUUACUUGGACUGCUCACCUCAAACAGAAUGGGAGCUAGAUAAGAUGUCUGUAGAAGAGAAGGGGAGAUGGAGCAAACUGUCUGAAUAAAGAAACCAAAAAAUGAUCUUCUUUGUAUUUUCACUUCAGCGUUGCGGCUUUGAUGGGCCAGUUCUUCCAGGACACAGAUCCAUAAAGGUCAUCCCUGCACCCUCAACAGCUGAGAGGGAAGAGCCAGACCAGCAGUGCCUGAUGCCCUGCCCUCUUCUGUCCUAAGCAGGUGGCUCCAUAAUGACAGUGGGUGAGGCCCUGGUACACUUCAGAGUCACUCCCCUGCUGCUCUGGUUUGGGGUGUGUCUGUUCAUUUCUGGUCACUCUCAGGCCAGGCCCUCCCAGCACUUCUCUUCCCCAGAGUUGGUGAUCCCCUUGAAGGUGACUGGCUGGGGCAGAAAUGCAAAGGUUCCAGGCUGGCUCUCCUAUAGCCUGCGAUUUGGGGGCCAAAGACACAUCACCCACAUGAAGGUCAAGAAGUUCUUGGUUUCCAGGCCCCUCCCAGUGUUCACCUACACAGACCAGCGUUCCCUGCACCAGGAUCAGCCUUUUGUUCCUGAUGACUGCUACUAUCAUGGUUAUGUGGAGGGUGCUCCCAAGUCCCUGGUUGCCCUCAGUACCUGUUCUGGAGGUUUUCGAGGAAUACUACAGAUAAAUGAUCUUGCUUAUGAAAUUGAACCAGUUAGGUCUUCUGCCACAUUUGAACACUGGGUGUAUAGAAUAGAUAUCGAUGAUACUCAGUUCCCACGUAUGAGAUGUGGGUUAACAGAAGAGGAAAUAGCACGCCAAUUGGAGUUGCAUAAUUUCACUCUGAAGCAAAGUUCUUACACAGGCUGGUGGACCCACUUGCGGUUUCUUGAGCUGGUAGUGAUUGUGGACAAUCUUCGAUAUGUUUUCUCGGGAAGCAAUGUGUCAAUAGUACAAAAUGAUAUAGCUAAUGCUGUCAACAUAAUAAAUAGCCUGUAUCGCCCUUUGGCAGUUGAUGUAACUUUAACUGGGCUUGAAAUCUGGACUGAAGGAAACCAAAUUGCCACUGAUAACAUAGAUAAAAUGUUGGAGGAUUUUGCUCUUUGGAAGUUUUUUAACCUUGAUAACCGACUGCCACAUGAUGCAGCCCAUCUUUUCAUAAAGAAAUCAUUUGACCCUACACUUGGAGUUGCCUAUGUUGCUGGAGUAUGCCAGAAUCCUUUUAAUAGUGGAGUUAUGGUUUUCCAAGAUGAGAGUCUGUAUGAUUUUGGGCUUAUUGUUACCCAUGAACUUGGUCAUAAUUUAGGUAUGCUGCAUGAUACUGAAUUUUGUGUGUGUGAACUUCAGUUUUGCAUAAUGUAUCCCGCCAGAUCGGUAACGAGUAAAUUCAGCAACUGCAGUUUUGCCGAGUUUUGGGACAAUGUGAUGAGGAAUGGACUUUGUCUCUUCUCUCCUCCAAAUCCAGCGAAUAUCUUUAGGAUAAAGUAUUGUGGGAACCUAGUGGUCGAAGAAGGAGAGGAGUGUGACUGUGGAACCAUAGGGCAGUGUGCACGUGAUCCCUGCUGUCUGCCGAAUUGCGCUCUGAAGCCUGGAGCUGCUUGUGCUUCUGGGUCUUGCUGUAAAAACUGCAAGGUCAUGUCAGCAGGGACCUUGUGCAGAAAACAGAUCAAUGAAUGUGACCUUCCAGAGUGGUGCAAUGGGACAUCGCAUCAGUGCCCAGAAGAUGUAUAUGUGCAGGAUGGGAUUCCCUGUCGUGACAGUGCCUACUGCUAUAAAAAGAACUGUGCUAACCAUGAUGAACAGUGCAGGGAGAUUUUUGGCAAAGAUGCAAGGAGUGCAUCUCAGAGUUGCUACAAAGAAAUCAACACCCAAGGAAAUCGAUUUGGUCACUGUGGUAUCAGCAACACAGAGUACAUAAAAUGUGAAGUCCCUGAUAUCCUGUGUGGGAGAGUUCAGUGUGAAAAUGUGGGAGUAAUUCCGAAUCUGAUGGAACAUUCCACAGUGCAUCAGUUUCAAGUCAAUGGCACCACUUGCUGGGGCACCGACUAUCAUGUCGGAAUGUCCAUACCUGAUAUCGGCCAGGUGAAGGAGGGCACAAUGUGUGGUCAAAAAAAGAUCUGUGUUCACAGCAGGUGUGUCACUAUGGUUCCUGAGCCACAAGCCUGUCAGCCCGAGACCUGCCACAUGAAGGGUGUCUGCAAUAAUAAGCAAGAGUGCCACUGCCACCCUGGAUGGGCACCUCCCUACUGCAAGGAUGAAGGCAGUGGAGGUAGUAAUAGUAGUGGCCCAUCUGGUAAUCCCCAAGGAGAUGAGGAAGAAGAGGCGGAAGACACAAAAAUGGAAAAGAACACUCACAUCUUACUGUGGCUUAUUCCUUUGAUUUGUUUAUUUGUAUGUUGCUUCCUUGUGCUUUGUAAGAACCAUAAAAAGAAAAAGGAGCCAGAAAUGAUGGAGGAAGAGGAUACUGAAAAAGAGGAGACGGAGGAAGAAAGUGACUAAGGCUCCUGCUUCAUUCGCAAAGAAAAAAAAAUCCCUGGCUUUUCUUUUAAAUAGUAGAGGAGCAUUAGGGCAUGUCUGACUGCUUCAAGAAAAAUUUAAGGAUCUCUUAUGGCAGGAUCAUAAGCAGUAAUAUUUCACUGAAGGAUUCUUAUCGUGUUCUUAACUUACUCUUCAGUGUGCUAAGCAAUAUUAAAAGUUCAUUUUUUCCUUCUGGAAGUCAUCUCUUUGUUUCCUGAGCAAAGGCACGGAAAAGUCUCAUUUGUAACCUAAUGUCUAUCAGUUGUAAACAUCCUCCCACCUUUGUAUUCUUAAAAUGUCAUAUCCAAGAUGUGCCACUAUAUACCCUA